CUGUUUUAACGUUUUAUUUUAGGAAACAAAACCAUGGAUUAAUUUUUUUCUUCUCAUAAAACUGUGUUUGCGUUUUAAUUUAUGCAAAUAUUUGUUUUGCAUUGAAAUAAACACGUUUUGGAGAAGGUGUCUGUCGUUGAGUUUGGUUUUCAACACGAUCGUCGUCCCUCAAGUCGUGAACGGGGAAAUCAGAGCGAAGCGGAACCAAUGUAACGAAACGUCGGAAGACGUUUGAGGUGGCACUCGUCAAGCUCAGAAGCUAGGUCAUUAGCAAUCAGUUGGUUAAAAGUCAAAUUUACAGACUGCGCUUUUAUAACAAUACGACUGUCUCCGACCUUUUCGUCUGAUUGAGUGCUUAAUAGACCGGAGUGAACAUGUCUGUAACCUCGUUUCAUUGCCAAUGCAUGUGACUGGCCUGAUAAAGACUCGUGCUAACGUUAGCUUGUCAGUCCUCCCGGUUGUUUACUGCCGCUGCUGCGGCUCCGCACCCGACGGGACACGCGCUGCAGGCUCCGGUCACUGAAGGAGGUUAACGCGAUUACGAGAUGUUCCUGGUGGGGCUGACUGGAGGCAUCGCCUCAGGGAAAAGCGCAGUCUCUUCAAUGCUGCGGGAGCUUGGGUGCCCCAUUAUCGAUGCAGACGUCGUGGCCAGGAGAGUUGUGGAGCCGCACACUCCUGCCUAUUCUCGCAUCGUCAACCACUUUGGACCGGAGAUCCUUCUGGAGAACGGAGAGAUCGACAGGCAGAAGCUGGGUGAACUCAUCUUCGCCAGCGAGGAAAAGAGGAAGCUGCUGAACUCCAUCACCCACCCAGAGAUCCACAAAGCAAUGCUCAAAGAGAUCCUGCUCUACUUUCUCAGAGGGUACCGCUACGUGGUGCUGGACGUGCCCCUUCUCUUUGAAGCCAGACGUCUCACUCAGUUUCUCAACCACACCGUCGUAGUUUACUGUGACCCCGCCACUCAGCUCUCGCGCCUGAUGCAGAGGGACGGCCUGACCCAGGAGCAGGCCGAGCAGCGCGUGGCCGCGCAGAUGCCGCUGAACGAAAAGCGCGGCAUGGCCAAUCACGUCAUCGAGAACUCCGGCGGCCGAGAGGACGCCCACCGGCAGGUCCUGAAACUGCACACGAAGCUGGAGGACUCCAUGGACUUCCUCGCGGUGAGGCUCAUCGCUAUCGCCGCCACGACCGGCCUGGGCGGGAUCCUGCUGUACGCAGCCAUGAUGCUUUUGUCCUAACGGCCGCGAUGAGGAGGAAAGAGUUCGGUCCGCGAUCCGGUGAGAGACGAGCGGGAGGUCCCGGUGCAAUUAACUGUGAGAUUAGUUUCCCAGCACCCACCACGACAGUUCAGUGGUGUGACAUGCUCUGUUUGCUUACAUUAUUGACACCAAAUGCACUGACAAGUGUGGUUUAGCGUGUAAUCUCACUUGAUUUUGGCAUUAAAAACACGAAGGUGAUACUUUUGAGUCUGGAUGCAGAUCUUUGAGUCUGCAUCCAGACCCCAGAAAGCAUUUUAUUACGGCGCAGCAGUCGACACAGAAAUAAAAUCAGUAAAAAAUGUUUUUAAAAAGUCAAAACUGAGAAUUGUAGAUGUUUUUUGUUGCACCUUUUAUACCCUGUGAAGGAGGAAGGAACAACUGUAGAUGUACAGAAGUCACUGGGGUUUCUGUACUUGUCAUUUGUUUGCAAUUUUCCACCUCAAUUUUAAGUACCAGAUGCCAGCGCUAUCUCCGGGGCCGAAUAUAUUUUUUAAAUUGGUUGCAAUUCUCAUCAUAGGAAAAAAAAAAACAUAAAAUGCCCAAUAUGAACGAUCCGAUGCCUACAGAACAUGUUAUGAUUGUAUGUUAAUAUCCUGUAAAAUGAAGAUGUAUGACAGAACUAUUUGACAAUCCAUUUUCAAUGGGAACAGUGAAUUUACAUGUACUAACAGAUAUAUAUGUAUAUAUAAUAUCACAGUUUUUUUCCACUUGAAGCUGCCCUCAGUAAACACUAAGUCUGUGAUUUAGUUGUUCUGUGCACACUCACUUGUAACUAAAACACAACAUUUGAAACACAAGCUGCUUAACUGAAAUAUAAAUGAUGCAAUAGUACUGUUUUAAAGUAUCAACGGUCUCGGUUUGUAAUUUUUUAAAACCUUAGUUUUAUUGCUGGAGGCCUUUCUGUCGAAACAUAUAUGAUGUGUAAACAUUAUAUAUCAUAUUUACUGUGCAGACUGAUGUUCCUGCAGUUUAACAUUGAGGCUGAUUUCAAAUGUAUCUGCUGAAGCUGGAGAACGUUUCUCUGUGUCACUUUAAAUCUGAAUUCAUUAAAUAUUUGUUCAAGCAA
Pseudoliparis swirei is the source of this 2322-nucleotide messenger RNA. RefSeq names its product dephospho-CoA kinase domain containing (gene dcakd). Gene Ontology annotation, biological process: coenzyme A biosynthetic process. The record is from RefSeq and is a predicted model, not a curated record. NCBI's taxonomy places the organism in Eukaryota, Metazoa, Chordata, Actinopteri, Perciformes, Liparidae. The transcript has 5 exons. Gene Ontology annotation, molecular function: ATP binding; dephospho-CoA kinase activity. Bases 546 to 1235 code for a protein of 229 amino acids.